This is a messenger RNA of Populus euphratica (Euphrates poplar), 671 nucleotides long. RefSeq names its product mitochondrial inner membrane protease subunit 1-like. The transcript is spliced from 4 exons. The coding region runs from base 150 to 665 and encodes 171 amino acids. The record is from RefSeq and is a predicted model, not a curated record. NCBI's taxonomy places the organism in Eukaryota, Viridiplantae, Streptophyta, Magnoliopsida, Malpighiales, Salicaceae. Gene Ontology annotation, cellular component: membrane; mitochondrial inner membrane peptidase complex. Gene Ontology annotation, molecular function: serine-type endopeptidase activity.
UUCUAGUUUGCUCUAUCCUUUAGCCCAACUUGUACUUGCAAAAAUUUCUGGCCUUCCCUUAUUUCACUCUAAAGUAGCAAGCUUUCUCCCCUCUCAAGUCUCAAAUAAAAACUAGUAAUCUUGACGAAGAGGAAAAAAGAAAAAAACAAAUGAGCUUGAGAAAUCUAAAUGAAUGGACUGUUAUUGUCAAAGAAGCGUUCAAUGGAUCCUUCUUAGUAACCAAAGCUUUUUGCUUUGUCCAUGUCACCAAAACCUAUGUCUUCACUGUUGCUUCUCUCAAUGGACCAAGUAUGCUCCCCAUCUUUAGCAUUAGUGGUGAUUUGGCAUUGGUUGAGAAGAUUUCACACAGGCUUGGCAAAAUAGAUUUUGGAGAUAUUGUUCUUGUUACAUCACCCGCGGAGCCAAAAAAAAUUAUGACUAAAAGAGUUAUAGGUGUUGAGGGUGAUUCUGUUACUUAUGUUAUUGAUCCCAAAAACAGUGAUAGAACUGAGACUAUUGUGGUGCUUAAGGGCCAUAUUUGGGUAGAGGGAGAUAACAUAUAUAAAAGCAAGGAUUCAACAAACUUUGGGGCAGUUUCUUAUGGCCUUCUUCAAGGGAAAAUGUUUUGGAAGGUAUGGCCACCCAAAGAUUUCGGACCACUUGGGAAUAAAGAGCAAAACAGCUGAAUGAUU